CCCGCGCCCCGCCGGCCCCCAGCGCGGCGAUGUGUCACAUUACCCAAAGAAGUUCAACUUUCUUGUUUCCAAAAAUAUGUAGUAUAUUUUGGCGGUUUCAUCAUACAAGUACAUCCCACUGGUGCAGCUGCAGUAAGACAAUUAGUGAUGAAAAAUACCAAGACCCUUUUCAACUAGGUAGAAAAGACUUGAAGAAUCUCUAUGAAGAUAUUAAAAAGGAAUUGCUGGUCUCUGCAGCAGAACUUAAGGAAAUGUGUGAUUAUUACUUUGAUGGGAAGGGAAAGGCCUUUCGACCAAUGAUUGUGGUGCUAAUGGCUCGGGCUUGCAACAUUCACCAUAAUAAUUCCAAGGAGGUGCAAGCAAGCCAGCGCUCUGUGGCCGUAAUUGCUGAGAUGAUCCAUACAGCCAGUCUAGUUCAUGAUGAUGUUAUUGAUGAUGCAAAUUCUCGCAGAGGAAAAAGGACACUUAAUCAAAUCUGGGGAGAGAGGAAAGCUGUUCUAGCUGGUGACUUCAUCCUCUCAGCUGCUUCUGUAGCUUUAGCACGAAUUGGAAAUACUACUAUCAUCUCUGUUCUAACUCAGGUGAUUGAAGAUCUGGUGCGUGGUGAAUUCCUCCAGCUGGGUUCCAAGGAAAACGAGAAUGAGAGAUUUGCUCACUACCUUGAGAAGACUUUUAAGAAGACGGCGAGUCUGAUAGCAAACAGUUGUAAAGCAGUUUCAAUUCUAGGCUGCCCUGAUCCCAAAGUUCAUGAGAUUGCAUACCAGUAUGGAAAAAAUGUUGGCAUAGCUUUUCAGCUGAUAGAUGAUGUGCUGGAUUUUACAUCAUGUGCUGACCAUCUGGGGAAACCAACAGCAGCAGAUCUCAAGCUUGGAUUAGCUACAGGUCCCGUCUUAUUUGCUUGUCGACAGUUUCCAGAAAUGAAUGCUAUGAUAAUGAGGAGGUUCAGUAAGCCAGGAGAUGUUGAACGUGCACGGAAAUAUGUGUUGCAGAGUGAUGGUGUGCAGCAAACGACCUACCUCGCCCAGCGCUACUGCCACGCCGCCACGCGCGAGAUCCGCAAGCUGCGGCCGUCCCCCGAGAGAGAGGCCCUCGUCCACCUGACAGAAAUGGUUCUCAUGCGAGACAAGUGAGAGAGCUCUUUCCACUCAUUCUGGCAGCUACUUACCAGACUGUGCCUAAAUUUAUUUCAAAAGUUAUUUGCUUCCAACACAAGCUACCAAAAAUUAUUUUUUUAAAAAAAAAAAUCUCUUUUUUUUUUAAGUUCUUUUUUUUUUAAAAACAGAAGUUUGAAGUCUUUUACUGCAGGAAGCCAUGCAAUUCAGAGUAAAUCGAACUGUGCUGUACAAUUGUUUUAGCAGGGGCUAUUGAUUGUGGGGGAUGGGGAAGAUGUUUACAUGUUGAUGCACAAAGGCCACAAUGAGAAUAAAUAUAAAUCAGUGUA
This is a messenger RNA of Pseudopodoces humilis (Tibetan ground-tit), 1441 nucleotides long. It is a transcript of the gene PDSS1, whose product is annotated as decaprenyl diphosphate synthase subunit 1. Gene Ontology annotation, biological process: ubiquinone biosynthetic process; isoprenoid biosynthetic process. Gene Ontology annotation, cellular component: mitochondrion; transferase complex. Gene Ontology annotation, molecular function: prenyltransferase activity. The record is from RefSeq and is a predicted model, not a curated record. NCBI's taxonomy places the organism in Eukaryota, Metazoa, Chordata, Aves, Passeriformes, Paridae.